Molecule: messenger RNA, 398 nt
Organism: Coregonus clupeaformis (lake whitefish)
Lineage: Eukaryota; Metazoa; Chordata; Actinopteri; Salmoniformes; Salmonidae
Product: integrator complex subunit 13-like
Exons: 3
Biological process (GO): centrosome localization; regulation of mitotic cell cycle
Cellular component (GO): integrator complex
Source: RefSeq, a predicted model, not a curated record
CAUCGGUCCCAGGUACUUCUGCAGACGGCUCACCUACUACUUAGCUAGCUAGCUAGCUAACUUAACUAUGAAGUGUUUUAAUCGGUCCGGAAGAUGAAGAUGUUCUCAGUCUCCCACAAGACGGCCUUCGUGGUCGACCACUGCCCUUACAUGGCAGAGUCCAGUCGGCAGCAGGUGGAGUGUGACGUGCUGACCAAGAGUCGUGGCCAGGGCAUGAUCCCGCUGGCCCCAGUGACCAAGUCCCUGUGGACCUGCGCUGUGGAGUGCUCCAUGGAGUACUGCCGUAUCCUCUACGACGUUUACCCCCUCAAGAAACUGGUCAACUACAUUGUGAGUGAUUCAGAGUUCCACAUUCUGAACAGCUGGAGGCAAGAGGACCAAAGCACUCAUGAGGUAAU